UGCAGGUCAGGAGUCGUUCUCGGGCGGUGCUGGACCUGGAAAACACAGCGUCAAUAUGUGGAACGAUAUUGAGCUUUUAGCAAAUGAUGAUACUGGCAGUUGUCGCUUGAACAUUGACUCUCGUCAAGAAAGUGGCACAGCUUUGUAUCAGGUGGACACACUACUGAAAAUCUCUUCAAGUGAAAAAGUUUCAUUUAACCCAAAACUUUAUGCCUGCAACACAAGUGAAGGGUGUAUUAUUGUUGCAGACAAAUCUGUAUGUCUUCUUGACGGUAUUUGCCAAUCUCUCCUGCUUCAGCUACAGUUUGAUACUGAAGUAGAUGUUGUUGGCCUUUGCUUCGAAGGAAGAUUUCUGUUAGUUGGAGAGAGAAAUGGAAGCGUUCACCUGAUUCAUGUAAUGUCUAGACAGAUCCUGAUGACCAAAACAUUGGUACAGAAUGCUGGGAAAAACGAUGAGAAGACCUUUAAAAGACUUCUGCUAGAGAAGGAUGCUUCAGAUGAAGGUGUUUAUCAUUUGUUUUUACUGACAAAUGAAGGACUGUACUGUAUCAUGUACUUUCAUAUUGCGAGGAUUAAUGAUGCUCUUGAAAGUAUGGACAUCAGUGCAGCAAAAGAGCUUGAAGGGAAAAUCAAGACCUGCUUUAUUUCAACAGAAAACUAUCACACGGAUGGUUGUUUGAGUUUGUUAAUUGGUGAUCUGACAAGUGAUGUUCAUCUAGUUAUAGGGGGAAGAGGCGACUAUGUGCUCUCGAAAUGGAAGAUGGACCCAGUAAAAAAACAUGUUGCAGUUCAAAAUCUUGCUGAUUCCAGUAUGAUUCAAGGUGCAAAAAAGCUUCAAGUUCUUGACAAUUUGCUGUUUGUUUUGGAUGAUGAUGGCAUUUUGAGUGUGUGGGAUGUUUACACGUUGGUUUUGGUAUGGGACUGGCCUUUUUGUCGUCUGUCAGAUUUUUUGUUAACAACGGAGGGAGACGCUUCAUCUUCUAUAACCCGGCAAAGAGAUACUAACCUCAAACUUAUAGCAUUGACAUUUCCCAAUGAAAAACAGAUGAGAAGCCUUGCAGUAUAUUCUUUGCCCACCAUGAACCACUUGUAUUCAAUUGAAGUGUCAGAUGUAUGCACCCUUGUUCAAAUUGGUGUCACUAUGGACACAAUAUAUCUGCUCGAGGGAAUAUAUGACAGCCAGGAAAGGUCUUCUGACUCUCCAGUUGCUGUCCUUGCCAUGAGAUGUUUAACAGAGGCAUUGCCGGAGAACAGGUUGAGUCGUUUAUUGCAUAAACAUAAAUUUGAAGAAGCGGAAAAAUUUGCCAUUCAGUUUGGACUUGAUGUAGAGCUUGUAUAUAAAGUAAAGCUGAAUAUUGUACUGGAGAAAUUGGCAUCAGCAUCUGUUGGGAGUUAUGGCCAAGUCCUCUGGCAAGAACUUGUGGAUUAUGCUAAAGGCAAUCUGCAUAAAAUUAAGGAUGACAAUUUUGUGGUUCAAUAUUGUGUCAAUGCCCCAUGGCCUACCUAUGAAACAACAUUUGAGAUGCUGAAUUAUGCAAAAACCAGAAUUCAGAGAAAGGAGGAGAAGACUUUACCAUUGUUAUCAGAUGAGAGUCCAGUUUCUAUUACAGAUGUGUUACGAGCUCAAGCAAGAUUGACCACUUUUUAUGGUGCUUUCGGUCCUGAUAAAUUUAGUGGCAUUGCAUGGAUAGAGUUCUUAAACAACAAUGAUGUGCUGAAGGAUAUUAUUUUUCAACUGGAAGAGAUGAAUCUGUCUUGUGCACAAUAUCUUUGGCUUAGACAUCAGGCAGAGUUUGAAAGCAAGUUUGAUGAGCAGAUGCUGGAGAGUCUCCUGAGCAAAAUUCCUGCAAACAUCUCGUCACAGGAAUUAUGCCUAUGGUUUAAAAAUAUAUUGAUUCCAUUUAUAAGAAGAAUUGUGCCAAAAGGACAGAAAAUCGUUGCAAAAUGGCUGGAACACCGAGCAAGGGCUUUAGAACUAACUGAUAAGGCUUACUGGCCUGAGAAUGGCUAUAAAAUGGCAGAAGUUUAUUUUAUUUCUAAAAAUCCUGCAGAAAUUGGCCUCGCUUCAUCUUGGAUUUGGAUACCGCUGAAAGAAGAUGGUGACUGUGAAGAAGUCCAGCAGUUAAUGAAGCUUGUCACAAGUCUGCAGGAGCUAGUGGAUCUGUCCAGGAAAUACAACUGCAGAAUUGCACUUUCUGAAUAUGAAAAGGAAACUACAACUACAAUUGUGUUCCGUAUGUUGGAUAAAGUCUUGGCGCCUGAACUUAUUCCAAGCACAUUAGAAAAGGUUAUUAGACCUUACAUGCACCAGCAUAACCUCCAGGAAGAAGAACUUUUGCUGCAGUACAUUAAGGAUUUGCUGGAGCAAUGCAGUGCUCGGUCUGCGUCAUUGUUUGAAACUGCUUGGGAGGCCAAAGCAAUGGCUGUUAUUGGAUGCAUGUCUGAUACAGAUUUAAUAUUUGAUGCAGUACUUCAAAUUAUGUAUGGUGCUGUGGUGCCUUGGAGUGAUGCAGUUGAGCAGCUAGUAAAGCAACAUCUGGAGAUGGAUCAUCCUAAAGUGAAAUUAUUACAGGAAAGCUACAGACUCAUGGAGAUGAACAAACUUCUACGAGACUAUGGAAUAAGGGGUUUUAAUUUUUCAAAUGAUAAACAAAUUAUGGGUUUGAUUAAAUACAUCUUAAAGCAGGAUUCUCCUUCUUCUCUUGAAGAUGCUUUAAAGAUUUUCCAAGCAUAUAAACUACCUACAGUAGAGGUGUACAUUUUCAGAAUUGUCCAGCUAAUUUACAUGAACAGAGGAGAUGAGUGUCUAAAUCUUUUAAAGUCCAUGGCUCCUGCUGAAACUGAUGUCACAAUGGAACGUCUGUCUUUGUGGGCAAGAAUAGCACUGCAAGAGAAUCCCGGCAAUUCAGAAGAGUGCAAGGAAGAUCAGAAAAUGAUAGCGAAAACAUUAGUAGAUAUUCUGAAAUUUCACAUGUGUAAUCUGAAAGGGAAUCUUCUGAAAAGUGAGAUAUGUGAAGCAAAUUUAAAAAUGUUUGAAGCAAUCCACAGUUUACAGGAAGAUUUUGAUAUAUUCCUUUCACUUGAGGAAUAUGAAAACCGAUCUUUGGUGUCUCGGCUCAGAGAAGAGCACAUUAUAGCUUAUGAAACUACAAGAUCCAAGUCGAAAUUAGAAAAGACAUCAGAACAAAAUGCAAGUCUUGAUAAGCAGUCCAAAGUGCCUUCAACAGAGUCCAGACUUUAUAGACUUGCUUUACUCUUGCAAGUCACAGAGCAGGAGCUUGGAGCAGAAUUGGCCUUAAGGGCAUUAUCUGCUGGAAAAGUUGACAAAACACUUGAGAUAUGCAGUCAUUUAUAUGAACAUCACUGGAAUGCUCAGACUGCAGAAUUACUCUUUCUGGUUUCCCAAAAACUUUGCCAAAUGUUGGAAGCAAAUACUCCGAUGGUAAUUCCCCCAGGAAUGAAUCUCCCAGCUGUUACUUACCAUCUGGCCUGUAAAGCAUCUGCGAUAUGUAGUCCAGAUCUCUUGCUUGAUGCUUUGGAAUUAUGUAAAUAUACUCACAUAGCCAUGGAACUUUAUAGGCAAUGUGAAAUUGAAGACUAUGGUUUCAUAACUAAAAAUGCCAGUUUUGGUGGUGAAAGAGACCAUUAUGAAGAGUGGACUUUUGAAGAUUUCUUUAAUGAAGAUGGAAUUGUCCUUGAUCCAUUGGUGGUUCUGCCAGUUGCUUAUGACUUAACUACUGCUUUUGUUCCAAGUAUAAUUGGUCAAAAGCUGUAUCCUCUCGAUUGCGUGAAUUCGGCCAACAGCCCAUAUAUUAACGGAGAAAAUUCACUGCUACCUGCUAAGACACCUAUAUUGGCAUUGUUGGAAAAUUUGCAGGAAUGCAGCCAGUGUGAACUUACUUUGCAACUCAUGAUUAGGGCAUUUGGCACUUGUCUACAACAUGGUGUUUCAAAUAAUAUGGACAAUCAUUUGAGUGUAAAGCUACAUGAUGAAAAAGUGAUGGCAGAAACAAGAACAUUUAUAACAGUACUGGGAGAGAAAACAGUUGCAAUAAUUAAAGACACUGCAAUGGCAUUAUUACAUAAGGUUUUCAAUUGUCGAGUGGUGGAUUGUAACCUUGCACUGGCGUACUGCUCUUUACUCCCCAAGAAAGAAGUGUUUGCAAAACUUUGGGAUGUCAUAAGCAACUCGUGGCAAAAUUACAACAAGAUUUUGGCUGUAGCAGUGGUUGGAGCCCAGCUUGCCUAUGUGUAUCAUGAAAAAGAAGAAUGGAUUAAAUUUCAGGAGCUUAUCACUGAUGCCAAGUGGGGAAUCCAGCUCUGCAACAUUGGAAUUUCUUUCCAGUCUGCCUUUAGACAAGACUCUCAACAGAAGAAAGAGCUUGUUUCUACUUUAGUUCAAAACUCACAUGUGGAUACAGAUCUUAUUUUGAAGUAUUGCAGCACAUUUAUGCUGGACUCUGAUGCUGCCCUUCAGCUUUACAUAGAAACUCUACUUCUUUCUGGCUCAAGUUGGAAGAAUAGCCAUGGUGGCUGUAUUGUGGAUCCUGGCCAACAUGCUCAGCUGGUAGCAAAAGCAAAAAAGAUCAUUCCUCUGCUAAAUAGUACCCAAGACCUUGUUGUUAGUCUUAGUGGAAUUCUACAUAAGCUGGAUCCUUAUGAUUAUGAGACUAUUGACGGAAUCUUGCAAGUGAUACUUGCUGCAGAUGAGAAGAAUACCAAUAUACAACUGAGCCAGGCGUUAAGUUUGGUGAAUCUUCUUAGAUCAUACAAGAGAAUUGCACCUCCGGCUGAUAUAGAACAUCAGUAUAUUUUAGAACAUGGUAUUGCGAUGUCCAGUGCUGCACAUACAAGACUGCCUUUUCAUUUACUUUUCUUCACAACAUCAACCAGUUUUUGGGGAAUCAUAUCUUCUGAGCUAAGUGAGGAGUCGUUUCCAACACUACUGCUAAUUUCCAAACUUAUGAAGGUUUCACUGGACACUCUGUACAUGACAGCGGUGAAGCAUGUUUUUGAGAAAAGUUUGCGUCCCAAAGCCUUGAAGCUGAAAAAUAAUGAAUGUCCUUCUCUCAUCAACAAAGAAACUGCUAAGACUGUACUCAAUAUCCAGUCGUACCUCCAGUCUAUCAGUAACCCAGAGUGGGCAGCUGCUAUUGCUCAUAGGAUUGCUCAAGAACUUCCAACUGGAUCCGAUAAAAUUCAUGCACUAAAAUUCUGUCUCCAUUUGGCUGAAAAGUGGAAAAUGAAUAUAUCCCCUAAGGAAGAAUCUCAUGAAAGAGCCGAAGUACUAAUAAAGAAACUAAGCAUGCAGUACCGGCGAUCGGCAACUGAGAAUGUGCUAAUAACACACAAGCUAAACACGCCAGAUUUUCUUAAACAGAUUAGUAAACCUGCAACCCUUAUUGUUUCACUUUAUGAGCAUAGUAGUGUGGAGGAAAGAAUAAGAAACCCCACUGGCAGAGAUUAUCCAGAUAUCCACACAGUAGCAAAGCAGAUAGCUGAAGUCAACAACCUGAGCAUGAACAAAAUUCGCGACCUACUCCUUGAUAAAUGGCUGUGCCCGAAUACAGUACCACAAGCAUCUAAAGACAAAGAUUUGUUGGGUGACAUUCAGGGAGAUGAGGACCUCAGCAGAGUUAUUUAUCUACUCCAGCCAUACCCUGUAGAUUUCAGUUCAAGAAUACUGUAUGCAAUAACCACCUCAACCACAUCUCCUAUUGGGGAUAACAAAUUGACUUUUGCUCACAGAAGUCGAGCACUUCAAUGUUUGAUCCACUUGGCUGACACAGAGACUGUGGUAUCACUUGUAAAGAAACCUAUUGACCAAAUAAAGUAUUACCUCAAGUGUUGCAUCUAUCUAUCUGAAUUUGAGAUCUUAAACAUCCCAUACACCCUUGAGUCAUUCCAUAGCAGUCCCAAAGAGGGAAUGAUAAAAGGCCUAUGGAAAAACCACAGUCAUGAAGCCAGGGCGGUGAGGUUGGUAACAGAACUUAGUUUAGAAUACCAAGUUUAUGACCCCCAGCUCUGGAGUGGAUUAUUGCAAAAGUUGCUUGGAUUUAACAUGAUGUCAUACCUCAGAAAAGUGUUAGUAGCCAUUACCGGCAUUCACUGCCUCUGGGAGGUGCCAAACUUUACCAGGGCAUGGCGUAGUGUUGUACUGGCGCCAUUUGCUUGCGCUUCUUGCCCCCCAAGCCCCUCACAGCUUGAGGAAUGCUACCAGUCCUUUCUGGUGUUACUAAAGUGCCCUGUUCUGGCUGAUCUGGACCUUGUAGGAAUAGCUAAACAAUAUGCCCAGAUUGAUCUCCCAGCAUUUACUUUUGGAUGUCUUUUGCUUAUCCCAUAUGUGGAAAAAAGAGAACAAAAUAUUCAGGGCUUUUUAAGUGCCUGCAGUCCAGAAGCUGUUUUGCUACAAACGGAGAACUAUAUGAGUACUGGAGAAGUAGCUGGUGUGGCUUCACAGAUAAAAACAAUCAUUUUGGACAAUAUGAUUGAGAAGAAACAGUUUGAAAAGUUUUUUAAAAGUAAAUGCCAUAAUGUUUUGAAGAUGCAUGCAGUUAAUUCUAAUCGUGUGAAAGAGCUGGCAGAUUACCUUGCAGACAAAAAUUGUUGGGAUGAUGCUGCUGAGCUUGUAACAGAAUAUCUGAAGUACCGUGGGAAACCUUUCCGAAGACACGAUACAUCCCUGGAUAUUGUAAAGGAAUUUUUAAGGGAACAAACAUAAUGCUUUUUGGAGCUGUGUAUGCGCUUACAGAUCUACAAAGAAAGCAGGAAAAACAAAUGUGAUUUUAUAUUUUUCUUAAAUUGUACGGUCAUUGAAUUCUGCCCAUGUGUGCAGUCUAGUAGUACUCAAAUGAUGAUAUAGCACUUUUCAUCUGCACUCUCUUCAUCUUUAACUUAAAGCCAAGAUGUUUGUAAGCUGUUAUAUAAAUUGUGUCCUUUCUAUAUGGUUCAUCUUUCUGUAUGUUAAAGGGGUUAUCCCAUGAUUAAUGUAAAAAGGAAAAUCUCUUUCUAACAAAGCUAGAACCAUCCCUGUACCUUACAUGGAUCCAGAGAUUUCCCCAAUCAUUGCUCUGCUA
Messenger RNA from Bufo gargarizans (Asiatic toad), 7076 nucleotides. It is a transcript of the gene KNTC1, whose product is annotated as kinetochore associated 1. Lineage: Eukaryota; Metazoa; Chordata; Amphibia; Anura; Bufonidae. Gene Ontology annotation, cellular component: cytoplasm; kinetochore microtubule; RZZ complex. Gene Ontology annotation, biological process: mitotic sister chromatid segregation; mitotic spindle assembly checkpoint signaling; protein localization to kinetochore involved in kinetochore assembly. The transcript has 64 exons. Bases 56 to 6721 code for a protein of 2221 amino acids. The record is from RefSeq and is a predicted model, not a curated record. Gene Ontology annotation, molecular function: small GTPase binding.